Messenger RNA from Funneliformis mosseae, 189 nucleotides. The record is from the annotation of a GenBank genome assembly. Lineage: Eukaryota; Fungi; Glomeromycota; Glomeromycetes; Glomerales; Glomeraceae.
AUGACUUCACUUUCUCACACUAGAGUUUCUAUUGACAAAGCUCAAAAUGGGUCUGUUAUACCAAAGACUCCAAGUUCCUUGGAUAGAACUAUGCAAGACGUACCUAAACAACGGCUUGUUAUCAGUAAAAUAUCCUUAAAUAAUUUUAAGUCGUAUUUUGGCAAACAGGAAAUAGGUCCAUUUCACAAG